Molecule: messenger RNA, 4556 nt
Organism: Macadamia integrifolia
Lineage: Eukaryota; Viridiplantae; Streptophyta; Magnoliopsida; Proteales; Proteaceae
Product: nuclear pore complex protein NUP1-like
Exons: 9
Coding region: 158-4036 (1292 amino acids)
Biological process (GO): nuclear membrane organization
Cellular component (GO): nuclear envelope
Source: RefSeq, a predicted model, not a curated record
UCCCUCUGGUCUAUAAUGCUGUUUGGGGAGACCGUAUGUUCUGCGUUUUGUUUCUCUGCGGCCGCAAAAGAAACCCUAGAACGGUGCUCCCUCGCUAGUUCUCUUUCUGUUUCUUCUUCAUCUGUGUGUUCGAGCUUGGAAGGUUGAGCUUUCUUUCAUGUCGACCGCGGCGGCUGGGGGUUACGAAGGAGGAGCAGGUGGAAAAUUUCGAAAAAAGCCGUUUCGAAAGGCGACGCCAUAUGAUCGACCAGUGACUGCACUCAGGAAUCCUGUGGAAGUAGGGAGCAACAAUGGAUGGCUUUCCAAGAUUGUGGAUCCUGCCUCUAGAGUCAUCACCAGAAGUGCACAGAAAUUUUUCUCUUCCGUGUUCCGCAAGAGGCUUCCAGCUCCAGAGGCGGUUCCAGCAGAGGCAGACCGUGAACCGAGAAAUGAACCUUCAGAAACAGUUCAUGCUUGGCAGAAUCCUUUUGGGAUAGACAAACCAGUUGUCAAUGGAAAUGAUAACCUGAGUAAUCAUUCUGAAAAUAAUGGGAUUGAUGAACUUGAGCACAUUCUGAAGCAGAAGACAUUUACCAGAGCUGAGAUUGACCAUAUAAUAAAACUAAUCCGUUCGAGAGCUGUUGAUACACCUGCUGAGGAUAAGAACAAAAGAUCUGAACCUAGUACAUCACAGCUGCUAGCUGAUAAUCACAAAUUGGAACUUGCAAAUGUUUCAGAGCAAGAAAAUGUAUUGGAUACCCGAAGAUUGCUGGGAGAGGCUUCAGUCCCUGCUGCUAAUUCAAGAGUCCUUGCAAAAGAGAUUGCUUCACCAGCAGAACUUGCAAAAGCCUACAUGGGUAAUAUACCUUCAAAAGUGUCACCAUCAACAUUGGGUUUGCGCAGUCAGGUGCUCAGAGAAGAGUUACCUUUGGUGAGUAAUGUGCCAUUUCCAAGGAAAUCAUCUGGUCUUUCACUUGUACCAAGAUCAUCAGUUCGCUUUGCUGGUGUCUCUGGGGUUUCUGAAAAUGGUUAUCAGACCCCAAGAUCCCAGGGGAGAUCUGCCAUAUACGGUAUGGUUCGUACACCAUAUUCCAGAAUUCAUUCGGCUGGCAAGGGUAUUGGGACCAUGGAGGAUGGGUAUGCUGGCCAAUCAACCUCUUCGUGGAUUUUGGAGAACAACACACUUUCUACUGGAAAACAGGUCUCGAAGCGAAGGAGUUCAGUUUUGGAUAAUGAUAUUGGAUCUGUUGGUCCCAUACGCAGGAUUCGUCAGAAGACGAAUCUAAUGUCUUCUAAAAGUAGUGGCUUACUGGUUCCUGAGACUCCAAUUCCUACUCCCGGAACUGCUUUCGGUUCUGAUGUCGCUCAAGGUUCUGUUUCUUUGACUCAGAAGCCACUUCUGCUGGAACAAUCCAAUUAUAACAUCCCAAAGAUGAGACUAGCAGAAGAUGGAGAUAAUUGUGCCCCUGGCACAAGUUUUGCUUCUGUUCCUUCUCAGUCGAGUGAGAUGGCCCGAAAAAUCUUGCAGCAGCUUGAUAAACUGGUGCCUUCUCCAAAAGAGAAAUCAGCUGAGCUCAAGCUAGAUAUUGCUAGAGAGAAAUCACCUGCAAAACUGUCAGUUAGUAUGUUACGUGGACAAGCUCUUCGAAGCGUGGAGGAAGUGGAUUCACCAAAAAUGCUGAAUAAUGUACAGAAUAGUGGUUCUUUGAAUGGUGUUGGUGGUACAUCUUCACGUGUUACUCAAGAUUUUGCCUCUCAAAAGCUAGACAAGGUUGAAGAAAAUGUUCCGUUGAGGAUUGCUGGUUCUGGAUACAAAUUUGCUCCUGAGUCUAACGGUGCUGAAAGAUCUACUGUGAAAAAAGAUGCUGUCCUUAGUUUUAGGACUGCAGAUUCGGCAAUUUCCAACUCUGUUGUGACCCCUCCACAGAGGAAAAGAGCGUUCCAGAUGAGCGUAGAUGAGGAUUUUCUGGAACUCGAUGAUGAUUGUUAUAGUACCAAAGAUGUACAUACAGCUGGCAUCAAUGAAAUCCUGGAGGAUUCAGCUGUGGAGAAGAGCAAAGCUGUUGCUACUGAAACAGUUACCGUGGAGAAGCCUCCAGUUUCUGAAAUCAAAAGUCCUGCAAGUUUGACAUUGAACAAAUCCAGUGAUACAGGAGCUUCUGACGGUCCCAAGGUCAAUGAAAAUAACCCUGGUUUUGCCGUUCCUGUGACAUUCCCCUCAAUCACAGUUGCUCAGCCAGCUACUCUGAGUCAGUCGCCACCAUUGUUUAGUAAUGUAGUUCCAGUGAAGGAGACAACUGUUCCGGUGUUCAACUUUGGGUCUAAGAGUAUUGACAGUGCUCCUCCUUUUACAUUUUCCUCAACUUCCAGUUUCAGUGAAUCGAGCGUGAAAUCCGGUGCUCAGACAGUCUUGAAGCUAGAGGCAUCGAGCAGCCCUGCUACAAUUAUUGAUUCAGAAACAGAAACUAUGACCAAAGCUGUGGAGUCAGAUAAAGGUGGCGGAGAAAAUGCUCUGAAGACCGGAGAUUUAUUUGGAAAACAUGAAAAUGCCGCUUUUUCAAGUGUAUCCACAUCGGCCACUUCAACCAUAUUCUCUUUUAGCAAUUCUAAUCUAAGCAAUGGUUCAAUCGCACCAUCUCCUUCGUUAUUCUCGGUCCCUGCCCCUCCUUCAUUGCCAGUUUCCACUGGUUCUGCAAAUGUGAUUUUCACCAGUUGCCCUACCACCACUGCUGUCGCCACCAUGAGCAGCCUGCCUGCCACAACUGCAACCACUGCAUUUUCUUCAGCACCCAUUUUCCAGUUUGGAUCCAGUACUACUGCGGCAGUCGCUCCAUCAAGCUCUAUGUCACAGCCAUCAAUAGCUUCCAGUGCAGAGUCAACAGAUGUGGAACAGAAGUCCAAGACAGAUCCCCCCUUUGGCAAUCUAAACCCCUUUUCUUUUGGUGCGACAUCUUCUCCACUUACAAGCACAGGCAGCGGCAUCUUUGGGUUCUCCAGUGUAGCCCCCACAAGUAAUAUAAAUUCCUCUUCAUCUGCCAAUAAUCUGAGUUCUAAUUCUUUUGGUGCUGGCACUGGACCUGCGUUUGGUUCUCAGACAGCUUCUGGGACUGCUAAUUCGCCCUUUACUCAGAGCAUUUCAAGCCAGCUAGGUUCAUCCACCCCAUCUCCCACUUUUGGCCUGAGUUCAUCUUCUACUUUCAGCACUGGUAGUUCUCUGUUUGGUUCUUCAAUCCCUUCUUCUAAACAGUUUAGUUCCGGUUCUGGCUUUGGACAGAAUUCUUCAACUAUGUUCUCUACUGGGUCUAAUCCUUUUAGUUCUGCAAGUGGUACUGUCAAUUUAUUUAGUUCCAGUUCGCAGCCGGCAUCAUCGAUGUUCAGCCCGACAUUUACCACUGCAUCAUCUCCAACAACAGGGUUUUCAUUUGGAGGUUCGUCAACUGCAGGUGCUGCUAAUAGUAGUGCAUCAUCCCCAGCAACAGGGCUUUCUUUUGGUGUAUCCUCGACUGCUGGUGGUGCUAGUGCAUCAACCUUGGCGUCAGGGUUUUCAUUUGGAGGAUCCUCCACUGCUGGUGCUGCUACUGGUAGUGCACCACCAAUGGCAUUUGUCUCAGGUAUUGCUGCCUCAUCAGGGCCAUUUUUCUCAUUCACAACAGCUACUGCAGCCCCCUCUUCAGCUUCUCUCGUCUCAUCACAACCUGUAUUUGGUGCACCAAAUCCAAGCAUCACAUUUUCAUCAUCUCCCACUAAUGACCAGAUGAGCAUGGAAGAUAGCAUGGCAGAGGACACAAUUCAAGCAUCUACACCUACUGCUCCGACAUUUGGCCAGCCAGCUACUACCCCAUCAUCUGGUUUCAUGUUUAAUUCUGCUCCUUCAGGAUCUCCCUUCCAGUUUGGUGCCCAACAGAAUCUAGUUGCUCCACAGAACUUGUCUCCAUUUCAGGGGUCUGGUAAUUUCGAUUUUGCUGCUGCUGCUGGAGGAAGCUUCUCACUGGGAACUGGUGAUAAGUCUAAUCGGAGAUAUAUCAAACCAAGACGAGGUAAGAAUCAUAAAAAGUAGACCUUGGGUUCUCCAUUCACUAAUCUGGAUGUAUUAGUGAUUUGGGAGCAGCACAGCCUGAUUAUCUUGAUUCUCAAGUGCAAGAUGAGCAACUUGGUGGCUGUGCCUGAUGCCCCUCGGAUUUCUUGGUACUAAAAGUAAAUUUGCCUCUCCCAGACCUGGAAGUCUGGUGGCGUGUACUUGGUCUUUUCCAAAUUGAGCUUAUAAUGUUUUAAAUUUUUGGUUAAAGCCCUUGUAGUGAUACCAAUGAAUGUUUUGCAGUCGGUCAUAGUUACUUUCUAGGUUUCAGGUUGAGCAGUGAUGGUCAUCAAGCUUUGUGCACUUCGUUGUGUAACAUAGGGAGGGAGAAAUACGUAUAGAUAUGUGAAGGUAGUCAGUUAUCUCUCAGUUGUCCUCUAUAUAUUCUCCUCCCAAUUUUAUUGAAUUUUGUAAUCUGUGUUGGUCCUGUUGGAAAUCUUUAAUAAUCCUUCUCUAGUAUCGGCUGAGAUAAUUUAUCAAUGGAAGAUGAUGAAUGAGGUUA